This is a messenger RNA of Mycena citricolor, 2714 nucleotides long. NCBI's taxonomy places the organism in Eukaryota, Fungi, Basidiomycota, Agaricomycetes, Agaricales, Mycenaceae. The record is from the annotation of a GenBank genome assembly.
ACUACUCCCGCAUAGUGCCCACACUAAGCUCUCACUCACACAGAUCAAUAUGUCGUCCAACUCAAACAACAUCUUCAAUGCUGUCUCCAUCUUUGAUGGAAAGCACUGGCUCGUAUGGUCCGGAACUAUGGAGUCCUACCUGGAACAUCAGGGGAUCUCAUAUGUGCUGACCGAAACGGCGCCGACCGAAGUCAAAGCUACCGAUGGCUCUGUGACCAACGCAUCGGAGAUCAAACAAUGGAAGCAUGAUGAUCUCAGAGCCAAAGGCAGCAUUAAGUUGCGCCUGACUGAGGGAGUCAUUGCUAACAUUCCUCCUGCGGAUAUAGUGUCAGCUGCCAAGAUCUGGGCGCAUCUGAAGACCCAAUACGGAGGUGCUCAGUGCGCCGACCUAUAUGCGUACUUCCAAACUGCGUUGAACGCCAAGUACAACGUGGGGUUGCACCCGGAUCCACAGCUGCUGGUGAUCACUACGGCGUUCGCUCGCCUGGAGAAUGAGUCUUUGAGCAUCCCUGAGUUCCUCAGAGCGAUGAUCAUUCUCAACAUAGCCCGGAUUCCCUCCGUCACAGAGACUGUUCUCCAGACCUAUGAAAAGGACGAGAUCAAAGUCUCGGCGGUUCGUGACGCUCUCUUGACGCAUUUCGCUCAGAAGCAGUCUCAAAGCCAGAAUCAUGUGGCCAAGUUCAAUACCAAGCGCAAGCGCGAUGACCCUUCGUUCACCAAUCAGCAACAGGGCUCUGGCUCUGCACCCGAUAAGGGUGAUAAGGCUGAUGGAAAGAAGAAGAACCGUCGAGGCAAGCGCAGUGGGAAGAACAAGGACAACAAGGGCAAGGGCAAGGCUGAUCACAGUCAUGUCCAUGGAGUCUCCGAGAUCACUGGCUCCCUCACUAUUGGUUCGAUCGCCUCGCUCACUCCGUCUAUCCCUGCGCCGACGAUCUCGCAUGUCACGCACAUCUCUCGCGAUGGACCCAAAAUCCGCGCGGUUCAAGAGAAGUCUCCCGUUAACAACAAUGGGAUGAUUGACACCGAGUUCCAGAAGCCUACUCGUAAGGUCUUCGAGCUGGCCAAGAAGAUGGAUGUGACGGUGACCGCAGAACGCUUCCGGACUCUCGACAAGAUCGUCAAUGAGAAAGGAAUGCUCCGCGAGGACGCAAUUAUGCGUUCUCCAUCUCCGGUUGCUUCCGGCUCGAAUCACACGCUGGAUGAUGGUCCUCCUGCCAAACGCAGUCGUAUCGAGGAGAUCCCCGACGUCGAGAUGGCCACCGGCCAACAGAACGAUCUUGAUCUUCUGUUUGGAGAUAGCGAGUUCGCCCAGGCUGAACCGGUCAAUUGGGAUGAGGUCGUCGACUUCAACACCCUUCUGGAGGAGAUGGACGCUCCUUCCGCCGAAAGCCAGAGCGCGUAAUCACCGCCGCCCCGGGUUCUGUACUUAAUUCGUUGAUGAUUCGUUCGCAUGAUUUUUGUACCAAUCUAUUCUGUGUGCACUCCGAUUUUGCUGCCUGCUCUAAGUGUAAGGGGAAACAUCAUCAUCAUGAAUUAGGGCCUCUAUGGCUUCUUGAUUCAGGUGCAUCUCUCCAUGUGACAUCGGAGAUUAGUGAUCUGGUCGGAUAUGAGAAGCUCUCAGAUCCUAUUGUUGCUCAGACCGCUGAUAAGAACACACGUGUUGCCCUUAUUGGUCGAGGAACAGCCUUCAUCGAUCAUUACGUCACAAGGCAUGGAGAAAAGACAAUGGUGACUUCUCAGAUAUAUCCAGUGUACCUAGUGCCAGGAUUACAUGGUCGUCUCAUGUCUUUGGGCUCCUUACUCAAAGGAGGAUCUCGCGUUCGUGGAGACGAAUCGCGGAUCAGCUUACAUCGAGGGAAGUCCCCACUCUCGAUCAUGGAGUUUAGAACUCUAGGGAAGGACAUUGCAUUGUACUUCCUGAUGUCAAAGCCUAGUACGGCUGAGACAGUGCGAUCCAUGUCCACUGUUUACAAGGUGGAUUAUGAGAUCAUGCACCGGCGAUUUGCACAUCCGUCGAAAGACGUUUUACGUCAGGCAAAGAAGAAUACCAAGGGCUUUCCAGAAGACCUAGUAUUUCCCGAGGAAACCCGACCGUGUAAAGGAUGCGCGCAAGGGAAAAUGCACCAACGUGCCUUCCCGCCUUCCGAAAAACGAGCAGAGAAUCCGUUUGAUUUGAUCCACUCGGAUCUCAAACAAUUUCCCACGGUGUCUUAUCACAAGUACCGCUACUUCAUGAGCUUCUUCGACGAAGCACUCUCCUAUGGCUGGACAGUAUGCCUUGCGCAGAAAUCCGAUGCCAAGCAGGCUAUGCGCAAUUUCAUUGCGAUGGUCAAGAACCAGUUCAAUGUCACCAUCAAAAAGUGGCAUAUUGACAAUGGGGGAGAAUUCAUGGGGAUGGGAAUGGAAGAAUUUCUCGCGGAACAAGGAAUUCUAGUGGAGAAGGGUGCUCCAUAUGCUCACCAGCAGAAUGGGCAUGCCGAGCGCUUCAAUCGUACGAUCAUGGAUAAGGCAGAAGCCAUGCGCUUCACUGCCUGUCUUCCUAAUUCUUAUUGGGAAUUCGCUAUCAAACAUGCGACACGGAUCUACAAUAUGACACCUAUCAGGCAUCUAAAAUGGAAAACUCCAUUUGAAGCUCUUCACAAGGAAAAACCGGAUGUUUCCGAACUCCGAGUCUUUGGUUGCGCUGCAUAUGUCUUUAUCCCUGAUGAGAAGCG